This is a messenger RNA of Amphibalanus amphitrite, 1472 nucleotides long. RefSeq lists its product as uncharacterized. The coding region runs from base 127 to 861 and encodes 244 amino acids. The transcript is spliced from 6 exons. The record is from RefSeq and is a predicted model, not a curated record. Lineage: Eukaryota; Metazoa; Arthropoda; Thecostraca; Balanomorpha; Balanidae.
GCGCGUGGUUUAGCGCGUGUUGCAGCGCAUGGCAUUGUUUGCAAGUUUACGACUUACGAGUUGGACAAGUGGUGGCCGUGGCGUUGUUUGCUUGCAGCAGCUGGAGCUCUAAGUCCAUCUAUUACGAUGGCCUGUCUGGAAUCAUCAUUUUACCAGGACCACCGAUCACCGGCUCGCAUCACACCGUUGCCGGGCGCACUGGACUGCGUGGACGAGGAGCUGCUGCGCACCUACGUGGCGUGUGUGGACGGCGACCGGUGCCAGCGGACGCAGCAGCUGCUAGCGGAGGACUGCGAGCUCGACUGGUUCGGAGUGCUGCUGCAGGGCCGCGGCCGGGUCAUGUCCUUCCUGCAGUGCGAGCUGCCCGUCACACACCACGAGUACAGCCGCGCCGAGCGGGUGCCGCACAUCUGCAGGCGGGUGCGGAAGCGGGCGCCGGCGCGCGACGAGGCCGACGGUGACGACGCGUCGCUGACGGCCGGCCUGCUGGCGCUGAGUCUGCUGGCGCCUCCGGCCGGGAGCGGCGGCGGCGGCGGCGCGGGCCACUCGCGCCACUCGUCCAUGUCGGCCGGCUCCGACUCCACGUUCAGUCUGUGCAGCAGCUACGACAGCUCGCAGCUCGAGGAGAGCGAGUUCGGCCCGAUGCGUCUGCUGCGCCUCUCCGGAGCGCUGGCCUUCGACGGACCCUGGGCCGACAGGGACACCGUGGAAGACGGGGACUCCACGAUGCCGCCGCCGCCGCCCGAGGCCAAGUGGCGCCGGCGGAUGCGGCUCAGCCUGGCCUACACCAGUGCGCCGUUCCGGAUCCACAAGAUCUACUACGAGGAGAACACCAAGGCGCGGCGCUCGCUCAACUUCUAGCCGCCGCCGAGUGGCCGCCCUGACCGGGGCAGCCGCGGUGGGGACGGCCGCCGUGCCACCGGGACAGGUGGGGGCCGCCCGCCGCUGACGGGUGGGAUUGCCUGAAGUCGGGCUGGCCACUGCUGCCGCGCCGGUCUGAUAAGACACCCCCGCUGCAGCGUCCCGUAGCCACCUAGGGAUUCCCACUUCAAAUGCAUCGUCAUCUGUACAUAGCUCACGUUCAUCUUUCCAUGUUACUAUUCUUGUUUCGAUUUUUGUAUUACGUUUAAUUAACUUAUUUAUUAACUUAUUUAUAUAUUUAUCACACUGUAUUUGUUGUGGAUUGUUUUGUAGCAGUGUUUUGAUUUCGUGUAGUUUUUCUAUAGUAUCUAUCGCUGGUCAUAUCAUUGGUGUGCAAGAGUACCUAGUACCUACCGGCCGGAUGCUACAAUCUACGUGCUCAUAAACAGAACAGUUUACAGUGAUCAUACGUGUGCUUCAUAUUUCCGCAACAUUUUUUUUUCUCUCAUUUUAUUACUUGCGCAAUGCGCAUUGUAACUUGUGUUGUUAUUGUUAUGUUCUUCUUGAAGCAUUAUUUAUCAAAAGUGAGAGUGUUACUCGUUUCGACUUUC